Molecule: messenger RNA, 444 nt
Organism: Dicrocoelium dendriticum
Lineage: Eukaryota; Metazoa; Platyhelminthes; Trematoda; Plagiorchiida; Dicrocoeliidae
Source: the annotation of a GenBank genome assembly
AUGCUUACUAUGUGCUAUGUUGCAUUGGGUGUGUGCAACCUCAUUGGGACUCCUCGGAAGGAUGACUGGUCUAUGAUAAUGGAAGUGGAGGUGGAGAAUCCGGAGGAGAAAGCAGCCCAAAAUAUGAAUAUCAAGACGUUCAAAUGUCUGUGCGCGAUUGGAUAUCAUGGCUUACUUUGCGCUGAAACCAACGAUGGAUACAAGUUUCCGAAAAUUGAAGAAGGCGGGUAUUUGCAGUUCGUAUUCCCCGGAUCUGGACGAAAGUCAGUGGUCGGCGAGCUAGAAGAUAAAUCCUCUUCUGGUGCAUCAGAAUCCUUUCUUGUGGGCUUCGAAAUGAAACCGCAAAACUUUGACGAUGGGCAACUGGUUGUUUAUCAUCAAUCGGAAGAAACGAACCUGCGCUUUCUUCUGACAUUAGAGGGAAAUACUUUGGUGUUCAGGUGA